AAUCCCCCCAAAUCUAUCACUACACAACACAACACACAUUUCAAUAAUCAUCGUCAAGGGAAACAGAUACAAAUGAAAGACACAAUUGAAACUUCAAUGACACUCACCAGCUUGCUCCACCACGUGGCUGACAAAUUCCCCUCCCGCCGAGCCAUUUCCGUCGCCGGGAAAUACGACUUCACCCACUCCCGCCUCCACCGCCUGACAGAAUCCGCCGCUGCUCGAUUGGUCGCUGCCGGCAUCAAACCGGGCGACGUUGUCGCCCUCGUGUUCCCCAACACCGUCGAGUUUGUUAUCAUGUUUCUAGCCGUCAUUCGAGCGCGAGCCACAGCGGCGCCGUUAAACCCAGCUUACACGGAGGAGGAGUUUGAGUUUUACUUAUCCGACUCAGAUUCAAAGCUUCUAGUAACAUCAUUGGAAGGAAACACGCCGGCUCAAGCUGCGGCUUCGAAACUCAACAUCGCUCACGCCGCGGCUUCGCUGACCCAAGCUGAAAACGAAGAAGCCGAGCUGAGUCUCUCGUUGAGCCAAUCUUUUGACUCGGUUGAGUCACUCGUUAACGAUCCUGCUGACGUGGCGCUUUUCCUUCACACCUCCGGAACCACGAGCCGUCCCAAGGGGGUGCCGCUGACUCAGCACAACUUGCUCUCUUCCGUGAGGAACAUUGACUCGGUGUAUCGACUCACUGAGUCUGACUCGACGGUGAUUGUGCUUCCGCUGUUCCACGUGCACGGGUUGAUCGCCGGGCUGCUGAGUUCUCUCGGCGCCGGCGCGGCGGUGGCGUUGCCGGCGGCAGGGAGGUUUUCCGCUUCAGCAUUCUGGAAGGACAUGAUUAAGUACAACGCCACGUGGUACACCGCAGUUCCUACCAUACACCAAAUCAUUCUGGAACGCCACUUUAACAAUCCCGAACCGGUUUACCCGAGGCUCCGGUUCAUCCGAAGCUGCAGCGCUUCUCUUGCACCGGCUAUUAUGGGUAAACUGGAGGAGGCUUUCAGUGCCCCCGUCUUGGAGGCUUAUGCAAUGACCGAAGCCUCGCAUCUCAUGGCUUCGAACCCUUUGCCCCAAGAUGGACCCCACAAGGCCGGGUCAGUUGGGAAGCCCGUAGGCCAAGAAAUGGGUAUAUUGGACGAAUCGGGUCGGGUCCAGGACGUUGGAGUUAGUGGAGAGGUUUGCAUUCGGGGACCCAAUGUAACGAAAGGUUAUAAAAACAACGUGGAAGCUAACACGGCAGCGUUUCAGUUUGGUUGGUUUCACACCGGUGACAUUGGAUACUUUGAUUCUGAUGGGUAUUUGCACCUAGUGGGUCGGAUCAAGGAACUCAUCAACCGCGGAGGUGAAAAGAUAUCACCAAUAGAAGUUGAUGCUGUCCUUCUUUCACACCAGGACAUUGCUCAAGCAGUUGCUUUCGGAGUGCCUGAUCCAAAAUAUGGGGAGGAGAUAUAUUGUGCUGUGAUCCCAAGAGAAGGAUCAAACAUUGACGAGGCAGAGUUGCUAAGAUACAGCAAGAAGAAUCUUGCAUCCUUCAAAGUCCCCAAAAAGGUUUUCAUCACUGAUGCUUUGCCCAAGACUGCUACAGGAAAGAUUUUGCGCCGACUUGUGGCAGAACACUUCGUCUCUCAAAUUUGAGCUACUCAGUUCUUCAGCUUUUAGCCUUUGUUUCUUGAAAAUGAAGAAAUUACAUCGAGAAAGUGGAACCCAAAAAUCACUAUACAAGAAACCAAAUAUUCUAUUUGAUGCCUACAUACUUAGCCAGUACAUAGUUGGAAUCAUGAGACCAUAAAUUCUAACAGUAAUUUGGCAAUUGUCAUUGAAGAAGAGGGUAUUUCUUCGAAUAAUUCAUACAAUAGAUAGAUUGUAGUUUUCAAUGUUUAUUGUAAUGGUACACAAUGUAAUACUUAUAGAUCUUAAAUAAUUUCUUAAUCAUUUUUUGUAAGCAUUUCUUACCACAUGAAUCAUGAUACGAAGAAGAAGACUUAUUUUAA
This is a messenger RNA of Vigna unguiculata (cowpea), 1985 nucleotides long. RefSeq names its product oxalate--CoA ligase-like. Gene Ontology annotation, molecular function: medium-chain fatty acid-CoA ligase activity. The record is from RefSeq and is a predicted model, not a curated record. Gene Ontology annotation, biological process: fatty acid metabolic process. Lineage: Eukaryota; Viridiplantae; Streptophyta; Magnoliopsida; Fabales; Fabaceae.